Messenger RNA from Colletotrichum karsti, 504 nucleotides. RefSeq lists its product as uncharacterized. NCBI's taxonomy places the organism in Eukaryota, Fungi, Ascomycota, Sordariomycetes, Glomerellales, Glomerellaceae. The transcript has a single exon. Bases 1 to 504 code for a protein of 167 amino acids. The record is from RefSeq and is a predicted model, not a curated record.
AUGCACAACUUCUUCCUCGCCCAACUCCUGCUGGCGAUCGUCGCCGUCUUCGCCAACGCCGCCCUCGGCCACGCCAUCAACUCCAACCCGGGCCCGGCCGCCGUGGUCGUCCGCCAGGCCGCCCCCGUCGCGGCGAACCCGCCCUCGACCGUCAUGUCGUGCGCCGACUACUCCCGCAUCGCCAACCUGUCGACGAUCGGCGCCAACAGCACCUACCGCGCCACCUUCUUCGCGGCCUCGCCCAACGGCAACCAGUUCAACGCCGAGGUCCUCGACACCGCCAUCGCCAAGCUGCCCUCCGUCAUCCGCGACCCCGCCCUCAACGAGGCCUGCGGCAACCUCACCGCCCUCGCCAUCGUCGAGGCCGAGCGCAACUUCACCCAGCGCAUCGUCGCCCAGUUCUCCAACAUCCCCGUGCCCCCGCCCCUCACCACCGGCCCCAUCAUCGGCGUCGUCUGCCUCAGCAUCGUCUUCUUCUGCGGGAGCUGGGUCGCCAUGCCGUAA